UAAAUUUAUAAAAUUUUCUCGAUAAUAUGACAUUUCGCCAAAAUUGAAAUCGUGAACAAUAAACAAAUACUUUUUCACUUGCACAAAAUUGGACAGCAGCGGCACUCUCUCUAACUUUCCCGUUGAGCAGGCUCUUGCUCUCCACUCCUCUCCUCUCGUCGUCUGUAAGUAAAAAUCAAAUCAUUUGCUCUUUUAUGUCUUUCAAGCACCUCCUUCUUUGAUUAUCUCUUUCGCUGCCAGUUUCCAAAAAUUAGGGCACAUUUUGUUUGUUUUAGGAAUGUGCUUACGCUUUGAUUUAUAGAACUCGAACUAUUGUUCUACUUCUACAACUAUUAGUACUUAUUUAGUGUGUGAUUUUGGUGUGUUUUUGCUCCUUACGGGAGGAAUAAGCUUGAAUCUGACAAUCUCAUUACCAAUGGGAGUGUGUUUCGGGAAAUCGCUCCAUAAUAUGUUUACUUGAACCGAAAAUGAGAUUCUACAGCUCAUAGAUCACUGUUUUGGCAAUUUGUAUGUCCACUUUCAUGAAUAUUUUGAAACAGUAUGCUUGUGAGUAGUAUAAACCAUAAAAGGAAGCUUUAGGAUGAUAAACCCUCCAAACAAAUCAACCAAAACCACAAAAGAUAAUGUUUAGGAGAUAAGUUAUGGGAGGUGUAACAGGCGACAUCAAUGGAAGUCUGGCUAUCUUUGGGGAUAUAAUAUGGGUUAAGCUCCAUGAAGAUUCAUGGUGGCCUGCACAGGUUGUUGAUGAGAAUUCAGUAACUUCAGGAAACAAACCUAGCAAUAAAGGAUCAAGCAGUGAUGUUCUUGUUCGGUUAUAUGGAAGUUAUAUAUUCAAGUAUGUAGAUGUUCAUAGAUCCCAUGCUGAGUUUAAAAAGAUCCUAGAAGAAAACAAUUUCAAUCAUGAUGAUAUUAUGAAGAAAUCUCUAGAGAAGGAUCUUCCUAGCUUAAAUGGAAGUUCAAAGAAGCGAAAAAGGUCUAAAUCCAAAGAAAAAGAGGCUUCUCAAAAAAAAUCAUCAAAAAAAGAAUCAUCAGAUAAACCCCAGUCAAAAAACAAAAAGCAAAAACAAGAAAAACCAAAAACUGCAACUCCAGACAGGAUACACAACGGGAUUGAGACAUCAGCAUCUACUCCAAACAUUGGAAAUUUGAGCGGGCGUCGAAUGAAGGUGAUGCAGAGUCUUGGUUUAGUAGCGCCUUUGGGAUCACCAUUUCCUCGCAACCGAGUCAUUUCACCUUCACCUAACCCAACUCUGUUGAGUUGACUAGUCAACAUCUUGGAUUUUGUUGUUUCGUUAUCAACUAAUGUUUCUAAUGUGACCAAAGCUUUUAGUUAACUAAAACAUGAUAUGAUUAUUGAUUGGGAAUGUUGUUUGUCUAAUAGAUUUACUAAUAUCUAGUGAACGAAUUUUCGUGCUUUUAACUGUAUUAUGUAGACAUGGAUUUUGUUUAGUGAGAUCGUUAGAGGGGAACGUAAAAAUUUGGGUUCUGUUUGUUUGUUAUGUAGGAUGUGACAAUUUGUAAUGCAUUUUGUUUUUUAUUUUUUGAGAUUGAUUGAUGGAUGUUGGAAGACGAUAAUUGUAAUUUUUUUCGAUUAGAAAAUUUCUUCUCCCUUAUUCGUGGGGAUGUAUGUGAG
Lactuca saligna is the source of this 1633-nucleotide messenger RNA. The record is from the annotation of a GenBank genome assembly. NCBI's taxonomy places the organism in Eukaryota, Viridiplantae, Streptophyta, Magnoliopsida, Asterales, Asteraceae.